AAAUAUUCAUUCUAGCUUUGAAUUGCAAUGGAGGCCUUUCGGUGCUCCACAGCCUCGUUGUUAUUACCAUUAUUGUCCCUCAUUCUUCUCUUCAUCAUUUUCACUCCCCUCAAACAAAACUAUCCUUCAUUUUCUCUUUUCCUUUCCCCACAUGAGCUUCUGGCUAACUCUGCAUAUAGAAGCUUUGAACAUAACACAACCAGUAGCAUUCAGAAAAUGACUAGCUUGGAUAGAGUUGAAGCAGGUUUGGCUGAAGCACGAGCCUCAAUUCGGGAGGCAAUUCUGUCAAGGAACUACAGUAGUAGUACUUCAGGGAAGCCAAAGAAGUUCAUCCCAAAAGGGUCCAUUUACAGAAAUCCAUACUCUUUUCACCAGAGCCACAUGGAGAUGGUGAAGAGAUUGAAGGUGUGGGUUUAUGAGGAAGGAGAGCAACCACUAGUGCAUGACGGGCCAUUGAAGGGCUUAUACAGCAUUGAAGGUCAAUUCAUGGACGAAAUAGACAGCUGCCGCAAGAGCCCCUUCAAGGCUAGGCACCCUGAUGAGGCAAACCUUUUCUUGAUUCCAUUUAGCAUCUCUAACAUUGUCCAAUAUGUAUACAUGCCCAUCUUGUCCCAACAGGAUUACCACCUUGGCCGCCUGCAACGGUUGGUGGAGGAUUAUGUACAUGUUGUGGCUGAUAAGUAUCCUUACUGGAACAGAAGCAAUGGUGCAGACCAUUUUCUCCUUUCUUGUCAUGAUUGGGCACCAUACAUCUCAGGUGAAAAUCCAGAUCUUUACAAGAACUUCAUCAGAGUCUUAUGCAGUGCCAACACUUCAGAAGGGUUCCAGCCCAAGAGGGACGUGUCUAUCCCUGAAAUUUACCUAUCUUAUGGAGAGCUAGCCCCACCAAGCCUGCCCCAACACCCAUCGAAUCGCACCGUAUUGGCCUUCUUUGCUGGUGGAGAGCAUGGGGCCAUUAGGAAGCUUCUGCUUCAGCAUUGGAAGGACAAGGAUGCCCAAGUUCAAGUUCAUGAGUACCUCCCAAAGGGCCAAAACUAUACCCAAUUAAUGGGCCUGAGCAAGUUCUGCUUGUGCCCAAGUGGGUAUGAAGUUGCUAGUCCUAGAGUUGUGGAGGCAAUUCAUGCAGGGUGUGUGCCUGUGAUCAUUUCUCAGAACUAUUCUUUACCUUUUAAUGAUGUCCUCAAUUGGAGUCAAUUCUCCAUAGAGAUUCCAGUGGAGAAAAUACUUGAGAUUAAGGAUAUAUUACAAAAUGUUUCAGAAAGCAAGUAUAUGAAAUUGCAAGAGAAUGUAAGAAGAGUUCGGAGGCAUUUUGUAAUUAAUAGGCCGGCUAAGCCAUAUGAUGUAAUGCACAUGAUACUUCACUCAAUUUGGCUGAGAAGACUGAACUUCAGGUUGAUAACUUCACAAUAAAAAGUUGUUAAAUUAUGCAUGAAAAAUUGUCCUACAGGCCAAAUGACCACAUACAUCAUUUAUUGAAUGAAUCUAAAAAUCUAACUUUUGCUUAUAAUAGUGACCGGAGGGUGUAUCGGAUACUUUUGGUUGAGUUACUUGAACUGAAGGCUCCAAUGAUGAAUUUCUUGUACAUUGAUCUCAGCUAAAAUGAGAUAUAAUAGCUCAAGAUUUUCAUAGUAAUGUAAUCAUGAUAAUUUUCAA
Molecule: messenger RNA, 1653 nt
Organism: Lotus japonicus
Lineage: Eukaryota; Viridiplantae; Streptophyta; Magnoliopsida; Fabales; Fabaceae
Product: probable glycosyltransferase At3g42180
Exons: 4
Coding region: 28-1410 (460 amino acids)
Molecular function (GO): glycosyltransferase activity
Source: RefSeq, a predicted model, not a curated record